Molecule: messenger RNA, 946 nt
Organism: Megalobrama amblycephala (Wuchang bream)
Lineage: Eukaryota; Metazoa; Chordata; Actinopteri; Cypriniformes; Xenocyprididae
Gene: tmem128
Product: transmembrane protein 128
Exons: 4
Coding region: 106-591 (161 amino acids)
Source: RefSeq, a predicted model, not a curated record
AAGUGAAACGAGUCCGAUUCGAAUCGGAUCUCGACCGUCAGCGACUCACUUGAAUCUCGCGCGUCACGGAUCGGCCGCCGCUUGAAUGUGACGUCACCGGGCAUCAUGGCGGAGUUCAGUGAGUUUGUGAACGUGCGGCGGCGAUUUAAGAUAAACGAAGAAGAAGAAGAAGACAAAAAGACUGCAGGUCCUGAUGAGGAUGAGGAGGAGAAGCUGAAGUCUUCCUCUCGGAUCAACCGACACUCUGUCUUCUGGAUUCUGGCAUCCAUCGCUCUCACAUACUAUGUGGAUUUCUUCUCUGUCGUGCUGAACCACAGUGACAUUCACAGCUGGUGGUUUUCCGUGGGUCUGGUGCUGCUGGGAUUGUGUCUCAGUCUGGCGGCGUUCUGUAUCGUUUAUCUGGAGUGGUUCAGAGGCAUCAAACACUACGAGCAGGAGUAUCCGGCCGUCCCCGCCGUCACCACCGCCGCCUUCAUCGCCGCGUCCUGCAGCUUGAACAUGGCUCUGUGGCCGGUCUGGUCCUUCUUCACGCCUGUGAUCCUCUUCACUCAGUUCAUGGGUGUGGUGAUGCUGAUCUCACUGCUGGGCUGAAGCACACACGUGUGUGUGUGUGUGUGUGUGUAUUAACCUGAUGAAGGUCAGCUGACCUGUGACGGAACAUCAGUGACCUCCAGCUGACCUCUGACCUCAUUCAUAUCUCUCCCUUUUCAAAAGACAUUUUGUGUUUGGGUUUCCUGAAUGAGGACGUUUGGGAAUCUUGUAAGGUAAACAGGAUGUUUUCUUUGAGGUCCUGUACAUUCCUGAUUCCAGUGUCUUCUAAAAAUGCUUUAUAUUACCUUAAAACGCUCAGUUUUGAGAGGUUAACUCAAGAUACUUGUGUUUUAUAUCAUGUUUUAAUGUAAUUAACCAAAUGCAUCAGCUGAUGAAAUAAAAGAUGUUUGUAUUA